Molecule: messenger RNA, 1680 nt
Organism: Micromonas commoda
Lineage: Eukaryota; Viridiplantae; Chlorophyta; Mamiellophyceae; Mamiellales; Mamiellaceae
Exons: 2
Coding region: 1-1680 (559 amino acids)
Biological process (GO): regulation of gene expression
Cellular component (GO): nucleus; cytoplasm
Molecular function (GO): protein binding; mRNA binding
Source: RefSeq, a predicted model, not a curated record
AUGGACCCUCGAAGCAGGGCCCGAGAUAGGGGCGGCGGGAGCGGCUACGACGAUCCCCGCAACCGCGGCUACCGCGACGCCCGCGACGACGCGCCGCCGCCCAGCAUGCACGGCCCCGGCCCCGCGGGCGCCGAUCGCUUCCACCCCUACGGAGCCGGCGGAGGAGGUCACGGCGGCGGCCGUAACCUCGGCCCGCUGCCCCCGCCGCCCGGCGUCGGCGGCGGCGCCCGCGGUGGCUACGGCAACGACGGCGGCUACGGCGACGGCGGCGGCUACGGCGGGGGGGAUCCGAGGAUGACGCGGGGCGGAGGCGGAGGUCCCCCGCCUCCGCCCGCCGCCGUCGGCCUACCCCCCAACCUCGAUCUCCAGGGCAUCCUCAACUCCGUCCAGGCGGCGACGCAGGGCGGACAGGGCGGCGGCCCACCCCCGGCCCCCCCCGCGCAGGGCGGAUACGGCGGGUACGACGGCCGAGGGCAGGGAGGGCACGAUCCCAGGUACGGGCCGGCGAUGACCGGAGGCCAUCCCCCGCCGCCCCCCGUCGGCUACGGCGGCGGCUACGGCGGCUCGUACCACGAUCAGGGCGCCCCGCGCGGCGGACCACCCCCGCCACCCGGGGGCUACGCGUCCGCCGGGGGCGCCCUUCCCCGCGGCGGCGGGGGCGGGCCAGCCGGCGUGACCCACGAUCAGCCCCUGCCGGGAUCGGCCAGGGAGGAGGUUAUGUGUCCCGCGUCGUGCGCGGGGAAGAUCAUCGGGCACGGCGGCGACACCAUCAUGUCCAUACAGAAGAAGAGCGGGGCGCACGUGAAGAUCCAGCCCGCACACGAGGUACCCGCGGGGGCGCCGAGGCGCAUCGACAUCUCCGGCGCCGCCGGCCCAGUCGCCGACGCGUUGCAGAUGGUCAACGACAUCCUUCGCGAGAGCGCCAUCGGAGGAUCCGGAGGAGGAUCCGGAGGCGGAGGCGGAUCACGCGGAGGAGGAGGAUCCGGCGGCGGCGCGUCCGUGGAGCUCGACGUCCCGGUCCCGGCGGAGAUGCUCGGCCGCGUCAUCGGCCGCGGCGGCGAGACCAUCCGGAGGCUCCAGGAGGAAUCAGGCGCUCGCAUCCAGGUUGAACGAGACGCCAAUCGAGUCGUCAUUAGAGGAUCAGCCGACAAUGCGCAACGGGCGAAAGAACUGGUGCUGGACAUCGUCAACACGCCCCCCGGGCAGGCGUCCGCGUCCGGGAUCAAGAACGAUUUCGUUCGACACGUCAUGCCCGCGGGCGGGUGCGAGGGUAAGAUCAUCGGCAAAGGCGGGGAUUCGAUCCGCGAGCUGUGCGCUCGAACCGGCGCCAAGAUUCAGAUUGACAAAGACGCGGCGACGGUGACGAUCCAGGGGAAGCAGGAGCAGGUGGACGCCGCCAUCGCGCUGGUGCAGGCCAUCAUAGACGAGGGACCGCAGAUUUACAUGCGCCCGGGCGGGAACCCGGGCGAGGAGAGCCGGCCGUACGUGCCCCGGUCGCAGAUGGGAGGAGGAUACGGCCAGGAUACAGCUGCGGGCGACGGCACAGCUGUGGGUGACGCGGGCGUGCCGAAGCCGCUGUGGGAGACGCACAAGAGCCCCGAGGGGUACACGUACUACUACAACACGACGACGGGCGAGACGACGUGGGAUCAGCCCGAGGAUUACGACGGCGUGUCGUGA